Molecule: messenger RNA, 4475 nt
Organism: Pelmatolapia mariae (spotted tilapia)
Lineage: Eukaryota; Metazoa; Chordata; Actinopteri; Cichliformes; Cichlidae
Product: gastrula zinc finger protein XlCGF57.1-like
Exons: 3
Coding region: 173-1996 (607 amino acids)
Biological process (GO): regulation of transcription by RNA polymerase II
Cellular component (GO): nucleoplasm
Molecular function (GO): RNA polymerase II cis-regulatory region sequence-specific DNA binding; DNA-binding transcription repressor activity, RNA polymerase II-specific
Source: RefSeq, a predicted model, not a curated record
AGAAAGUAGCAAGGAGCCUCCGGAACUCUCCUCUGACUCCGACAGCCUCCGCUUCAGCAGGGGCGCUGUUCGCUCUCUCCGCACCGCGCUCCUCGACGCGGAACUCGCAGCGUGUUUACAUUCCCGCUGGCUCUCUUUGUCCCGGAGGCUCCCGGCAGGGAGAAGCCGCAGAAUGUGCACCGUGCAGCUGCUGCGGGUGUCGGUCCACGAGCGGAUCAGCGCCGUCGCCGAAGACUUCUUGCUACGGCUGGAGAAGGGAGAAGAAGCAGCCGAGCUCCCGACGAUGAGAGCGCUGCUGACCGAGCGGCUGACGGCGGCCGCGGAGGAGAUCGUCGCUCUGUUGGAGGAGACCGUGGCGGAGUACCAGGACAGAGUAGAGCGCUCGGAGCGGGAGAUCUGCCGUCAGAGGAGGCUGCUCGAUGCCGUGCUCAAGCCCGAAGUCCGGCUCCAAGCGGCAGGAAAUACCACCAUUGUGCAAACAGCCAGUCAGAGGACAGCUGAGAUUAAAGUGACUGAGCAGUGUGCAGAUCCUCUGCAGUCAGUGACGCUGUACGACCCAAACGACCCCACAGACCAGAAUCCCUCCGAUCCAGAGGAGCACGAUGGCAGCAACGUUUCCUGUCCAUCAUCACCUCCUUCGCCCUCGCCAUCCUACCACCCACCCCUCUCUGAGAGCAGCGAUGGAGACCCGGACAGUGACUGGAUUGAACAUAGGCGGACUCUCAGGCCUCUGAGGAGAAAGAAGCGUAGCCGUCCGGCGCUCAGCGUCACAAGCAACCGGAGGCGCUCGAGUGUGGCUCAGAGCUUCAGCUGCCACGUGUGUGGCCGGGCACUGCAAGGGAAAGGCUUCCUACUCAAACACGUCCUGCACACCUGUGCCAGCAACCCAGACUGUCGCUGCGGUUACUGUGGGGAGUGCCUGGACUCUGCCGAUGGCCUGAAGGCUCACCUGCAGAUGCACCAGGACAAAAGCAAAACAUGCUCCUUCUGCGGGAAAACCUUCCAUUCCAUCCUGGCACAGGAAAUGCAUGUGCGGUUGCACACGGGAGAGAAACCGUACAGCUGCAACUUCUGCGGCAAGAGGUUCAGUCAGAAGGGCAACCUGACGUCACACCUGCGUGUCCACGCAGAAGAGAAAGCCUUCAAAUGUAAAGAGUGCAGCCGUGCCUUCUGUCACAUGAGCUCUUUGGAGCGCCACAUGGAGGAGCACAGCAGCUCAGCAGUGCACACCUGCAGUGUCUGUGGUGAGGAGUUCAGUAAACGGAACAGUCUGCGGCAACACAUGGCAACUCAUCAGAAGAACGACGGCCUCAGAAUUAAGACGAGCCGCACUUCAAUACCGUCCUUCCGCUGCAAAGUUUGCGGUGACACCUUUGAUAGGAAGACCCUGUUAGUGAAACACGUGGCGACUCACCUGCAAGACACGGACUGCCGCUGUGGACUCUGCGGACACCAUUAUGAGUCCUCUGACAGCCUUGCUGCCCACCUGCGCUCCCACCGCGAGGCUGGCGGCACCUGCAGCAUCUGCGGGAAGUGCUUCCCGGGCCAAUCGGCGCUGCAGAUGCACCUGAGGAUCCACACUGGGGAGAAACCCUACAGCUGCAGCUUCUGUGGGAAGGCUUUCAACCAGAGCGGCAACCUGAAGACACACCUGAAAAUCCACACAGGUGAGCGGGCGUUCUCCUGCAGCCUGUGUGGGAAAGGCUUCACCCAAAAACAGACCCUGGACACACAUGUCCGCUUCCACAACAAGGAGCGCCGCUUCCUGUGCCAGGUAUGCGGGAAGGGCUUCAUGCAGGAUGUGGACCUUAAGAGACACAUGCUGAUUCAUACCGGGGAGAAACCAUACACCUGUAGGGUCUGUGGGAAAAGUUUCCAGGCCAAACGCUCGCUUAAUGGGCACCUUAAAGUGCAUUUAGCUGGCCAGGAGGACUCGAGGCCAGAGCCGCAGAGGACAGCAGAGGACAGCUUCUACUCAGGAUUCACGCAGUUGUAGUACCACAGCACCUCCCCAUUAUUCCUAAUAGCACAGAGCACUACAGGUGACAGGAAGUGUCUGACAAAAUGGAAUCUCUAUAAAGUUGGUCAUGUUUUCAUAAUGGUAGUUGUACCACCUUCACUGACUGUACUCCUUUCGUGUCCAUCUGUCUCCCUCUCAUUCACACACAUGCAUUCUGUUUUCCUCUUACUGGCUCCUCUUUUCUCCAGAGCAUUCCUCCACCUCUCCAUGCUCUCCUCCACUUACUCACUACAGAUCACGGCGUCAUCUGUAAACAUCACAGUCCACAGACCUCAUUUCUCAGUCGGUCCUUCACCACAGUAAACAAGAAGGGCUCAGAGCAUACCUGAUGUAAUCCCACGUCCACCUUGAACCGCCCUGUCACUCCUACCACUCAAUUCACCACUGUCUCUGUCCUCAUACAUGUCCUGCACCACCAUCACAUACUUCUCUGCCACUCCUUACUUACCGCAGUUCCUCUCUGAACAGCUAAUCAUCUGAUCCCUCUGACCCACAAAGACACAGUGAAGCUCCUUUUGACCUUCUUUAAACUUCUCCAUCAACACUCUCAAGGCAAACAUCACAUUCACUCACAUGUCAUUCUUUCUCAUUUUCUUCAUUCAUCAUCUCCUCAAUGUACUACUUACAUCACAUCACACCCUCUUCACUUGUUAUUACAUUUCAAUCCUUGAAACAGCUUGGUCUCUAUGUCUAGCCAGUCUCCUUCCUUGGUGUCCAGUCUCACAUACAGGUCACAAUAAGCUUUUUCUACCAUUGCUGUACACUGAGCCUGUGUACUUAUGUCUACUUUUUUCAAUCAUCCCACUUUUUCUUUGCUAACCUCUUUGAAUACUCUCCUGUACUUCCUCAUUCCUCCACUAAGUCUCCUUCUCCUCUUUCCUCUCACUACUCAGUCCUCUGUUAACUUUACCUGCCACCGAAAGCUUGUUUCACCUCCUCCGUGAACUCUGUACAACAUUUAUUUUUCUACAACUUCCACCAUUUAAUCUUUGCCUCUACCUUUGCUCACUUCCACUGCUUUUUUUUUUUCAAACUUUAAUUUAAUUUAAUUUUUUUUCUUUAGAAAUACACAGUGCAUCUUGCUACUUUAUAUAUGCGCAUAUAUACACACAUACUGUACACAUACACCCACACCUACAUACAUAUACACACACCUUCAAAUACCUACAUACAUACAAACUUUGCAUAUUGUUGUAUGUUUCUACACAAGUGCCCAUUCAGCACAAAAUGGAGAAAAGUCCAGUUGAGCACUAAACAAGGUCCAGGAAAUAAAGUUAAAUGAAAAGAGAUUGAGAUGGGAAAAUCAUUUUGUAUGACCAUAUCUUUGAAAUUUUUCUUUACAGAGUCUUAGAGAAAAGGUAAAUGUUUUCCAUUUCAAAAAUAUCUUUUACCUUUUUAAUCGUCGUUUUCUCUCUCCAAUAAGAUUUAAUAGCAGGACGGGUCCAGAAUAUGUGAUAGUGAUCAGCCAUAGUGUUGCCACAUUGUCUCCAGCAGUUACUAGAUUCAAGUUUGCUAUUCUGAAGUGGUUUAUUUUUAGGGUUAAUGAAAAAUCUAAUAUUAUUCUUCCAGGAAUAUUCCCUCCAAAGAGGGGAGCUUGACGUGCUGGUGUUUGUCUUACAAAUAUUUAACCAGACUUCAUCUGUAAGUGUGAUAUCUGCUUCUUUCUCCCAUUUGGUCUUAACAUAUUGGGUGUAGUGCUUCCUGAAUGAUUGUAAAUAUGAAUACAGUUUAGAGAUCAACCUUCUAUGUACUUUACCUUUCUAGGUGUUCACAAAUAUGUCAAUAAGGCACCUACUCCCUUACAACUUUAUUAUUUUUAUUAAAGUGGUGUCUCAAUUGUCUAUAAAAAGCAGUUUUAUUUAACCUGCGAGUUUCACUGAGUGGUAAGAAUCUGCCCCUAUCUGUUUUGGCUGAGAUUUUACAGUAUGCUGUAAUACCCUUCCAAGUCCUUUCUCUAAACACCACAUUCCAAAUGUGCUAGUGUAAAGUCUGUAUCAUAUCCUACCCAACUUAGUAUUCACACUUUCCUUUCUAAAUUAUUAUUUUUUUACCUUCUUUAAUCCCUAUAUUUAAAGCUACUUUAGUGUACACGUGUUUUUCCUGUAGGCUUAUAUCACCCAAUAAAGACUGUAAAGACUGUCUAAUUGGUUAAGUUCCAAAUCUUUUCAUUUUGCUUCGUAUCUACUAUCACAAAGUCUAACCAAGUGCUGAAGCUGUAAUCGUAAUUGUCCUCCAGGUUAGGUAAAGACAAUUUACCUUGGUUUUUUGGUAACUGUAGAGUCUCAAGUUGUACCCUGGGUUUUUAUCUUGCCAAAUAAGUUGUGAGAUCAUUCUUUUCCACUCAUUAAGUUGUUUUUGGGGAAUUUCAAUUGGCAGGGACUGAAAAAUAAACAACACACGGGGUAAAAUUGUGAAAAAAAAAAAAAAAAAAAAAAGGUCACAAUUUCUAUUCUGC